UUUGUCCUUGGCAAAAUGUCUCGGCGACAAACUUGCAUUAAACUCAUUACAAUAUGCAUAAAUCUAGAACAUUACACGAUUUUCAAGCAAGACGCGAGUGACUAACUUGUUUGUGAGAGUGAAGAAAGAUAAACAAAUUUCUGAAAUCUGAUACUUUGCAAAAAUGGGUUAUAUUUCAGAUUCAUUCACGAACGACAACCGAUUGGACUCUGACUUUCGUGAUGAUGAACCAGAUUUCUUCAGACCGGAGACUCCAUCGUCGUCUUCGUACUCGGUGGAGUUCUAUUCUCCAUUCUUUUUGCAAAGACAGGCUGGAAAUACGUUCUCAUUUGUUGAAAAUUUUGCGGAUAAAGCAGCAAAGAUGGAUACGACUCAAAAUUCCAUAGUUCCAGACGAUAAUCAGAGUGAUUUUUCAAGUUAUGAUGACAUUCCGUCAACAAUUUCCCUUGUGCGACCGGAAAACGGUUUACGUAACGUUAUUCAGAACACAACCACAACAAUAAAUCAAUUUUUCGAAAAUCUUAUAAAUCAAACAGCCGAAAUUGGAAAUGUUACUUCAAAAAAUGGAGAAUUAUUGGAUAUAAAUUAUGAUUCUUCUACUGAAGUUUUGCAGACCAUUCUUAACAACAAAACUGCAACAGUGCUCGUUCAGAAUCAUGCAUUUGGGAAAUUGGACGCUCCCGAGUAUGCCGUUUUUGGAGGAAUUUUGCUGCUGUCCAGUCUUAUCGGAAUAUUUUAUGGGUGUUGUGCUAAAGGACAGAAAUCUACGGCAGAUUAUUUAAUUGCAAAUCGUCAAUUGAACACAAUUCCAGCCGCUCUUUCCCUCUUGUGCAGUUUCAUAUCAGCAAUAACGAUUCUUGGAAAUCCGUUAGAAAUUUAUUUUUACGGAAGUUCCUACAGUUUGAUUGUGGUCACGUUUAUCCCCUUAACACUGACCUUGGCGUUCUUCUUUUGCCCUGUGUUUUUCAACUUGCAAUUGACAUCUGCAUAUGAGUACUUUGAGCUACGAUUUAACAGAACAGUUCGAACUGUUGUUUCAACGGUUGGGAUUUUGCACUAUGUUGUAUACUUAUCCAUCGUUGUGUAUGGACCAGCUUUAGCUAUUGGUCAAGUGACGGGAAUCAAUACAAGAAUUUCUACUGCAGUAAUUUUUUUAGUUUGCAUCUUCUAUUCGACACUGGGCGGUCUGAAAGGCGUAAUUGCAACGGAUGCACUUCAAGCUAUCAUAAUGAUUGGCUCUUUGGUGACCAUCGUGUGCAAGGGGACGCAGGAUAUGGGCGGAAUCGUCGCAGUUUGGAACACUGCGGAAAAAUAUGAACGUACCAAUUUCUUAAAUUUUGACCUUGACCCACGUACGAGACACACACUUUGGACCGCAGUGAUUGGAGGAUAUCUGCAAUGGUUGCCAAACUUUGCGGCUACUCACGCCCAAGUGCAGCGUUACUUAUCAAUGCCUUCUCUGGCGAGUAUUAGACGAGCUCUAGCUUUAAAUCUACUGGGACUAAUAUUGAUAUUUGGCCUAUGUUAUUGGGCUGGAAUGAUUUUAUUUGCAAAAUACCACGACUGUGAUCCAGUUAUGACGGGGGCGGUUACAAGACCGGAUCAGCUCCUCCCACUUUUUGUUAUGCAAUCCAUGGGAAAGUAUCCAGGGUUGGUAGGAUUGUUCAUUUCGGGGUUAUGCUGUGCUAGCUUGAGUUCCGUGUCAACUGGACUAAACGCCUUGUCAGCCAUUUGUACGUAUGACUACGUGCGAAAUUGGAUGCCACUUUUGAGUGACCAAACCCUGUUAAAAUUUUCAAAAGCAUUCUGCGUUCUUUUUGGAUUGAUUUCAUUUGGACUGGUGUUUGUGGCUGAAAAUCUUGGAAAUAUUUUACCGGCAGCAUUCUCUAUCGCUGGAGUCGUCGUUGGUCCUACGCUCGGGGUCUUUACGCUCGGAAUGAGUUUCCCUUGGGCGAAUUCUAAAGGCUCAUUACUCGGACUCUUAUCUGCAUUUUUCAUCAUGAUAACCCUCGUGAUUGGGAACCAGCUCGCCGCCUUUGAAAAACUUCUCCCAGAUCAGACCCUUCCCGGCUUGAGCACUGACGGAUGUCCGGUUGACGUCGCUGUGAACUUUCUCCAUUCUAAUUUAUCCGUGUUCUUAUCCCAAAACCAAAGUUUCCUCAUAUCCCCUGAAAGACAGAUUGGGCACUUGGAAGAACUCGGGAACGAAUUCGUCCUAGCGCUAUUCUCAAUUUCGUACAUGUGGUAUCCUGGCUUGGGAUGCAUUCUUACCAUAGUUUUCGGACUCUUGUUCAGUCUCAUGAUAGGAAGUUGUAACAAUUUCCCACGCGUAUGCCCUGAUCAUUUAAGUCCUCCGAUGCUCUGGUUGUGGGUGAAAUUAUUUCCGUCCCACGUCUUGAAAUGGAUUGACAUUGAGAUUGACGACUUUCCGAUGAUUUCCGCACUUUCGUUGCAUAGCGCAACAUUAAGUCUCCGAAGUAGUGAUUUCAGUUUCAGAAAGGACAAUUUCAGAAAGGAGUCUGUCUGCGAUAUGAAAUUGAAACGGAUAGCAAUUUUGCCUCGUCAAAUUCAAUUUCCGCAUCCACGACAAACACAUGUUCCCAGUUUUGGAACUUCAACUGCGACAGAUUCACUUUCUUAAGAACUGAUUUCGUACUUAUGUAGUUGACAACGAGGUGAGGUUAUGUUUUAGGAUUCCGAGUACAUAUUUCAGCGAUGGGCGCAAAAAAGUCCGGUACAUAUUUAGAAAAUAUGUAUUGUUUCACGGUACAAAACUGAUCAGCCCAAGUAUUUCUAGUCGUCUAUAAAAAUAAUUUCAGGGAAAAAUAAUGUACCAAACUAUUUAUGGAAAUAUUUAUUUGUUCAGUUCAAACGUUACGUGGAGAAUUUAUUCUUUUUGUAAUUACCUAUUUCUAGAUAUUUGCCUCUUUAUUAGCUAAAACAAUCUAGUUAAAUUAAUUGUAUAACACAAAGUGUUCAAUUAAAAUCAAAAUCGUUUACACAAA
Messenger RNA from Folsomia candida, 3005 nucleotides. RefSeq names its product sodium-coupled monocarboxylate transporter 1. The record is from RefSeq and is a predicted model, not a curated record. Gene Ontology annotation, cellular component: membrane. The transcript is spliced from 12 exons. Gene Ontology annotation, molecular function: symporter activity. The coding region runs from base 164 to 2641 and encodes 825 amino acids. Gene Ontology annotation, biological process: sodium ion transport; transmembrane transport. Lineage: Eukaryota; Metazoa; Arthropoda; Collembola; Entomobryomorpha; Isotomidae.